CACGAGAGCAAAAAAAGAAAAUGUCCGACGGUCGCGGGGGUGUACCAGAGGAGAAAAAUCAAGACAUUGGAGAUGUCGUCGGGGCGGGGGCUGGUCAGCAGCAGGAGCCCCAAUCGACGUCGGAGGCGCAGCAGCUGCAGGCCGCGCAGCAAUUGCUGUCGUCUCUGUCCGUCAAUGAGGACGGGGAAUCUGUCCUCGCUGUCGACCCGGAAGCAAUGGCGCAACGUCAGGCAAAUCUGGAGACUCGCCAAGAUAAGCUGAGUGAUCAACUCGAGCACGUGCAGCAGAUCGUGACGUCCCUCGCGGCCUCCGUCUCCUCCUGGGUCAGGAGCAUGUCGACUUCAAACGCCGUUGUCGCGCCUCCGUCGUCUGCCCCUGGGCCGAGCUUGCUGAGCACCGUCGCGCGCCCUCCUCCCGCAUCCGAUGCCGACGCCCAAAAGGCCAAAAACAAGAUGUGGAGGAGCAACAAACUGCCCUGGGCGAUGCGCGGCCGGCGUGGAGUGGAGCUCACGUCAGUGGCGAUCUUGUCCAGCGUCCUGGGACAGUGCAUUGUGGCUACGGAGAAGAACCUGGCGUCCCUUCGUUCCUUCGCCCGCUUCGAUGUUCGCGAAUUUUUCUCCUCGUCCGCGGCACCGUCAAUGCUGAUCACAGAGCACUUCGAGCUGGCUCUUUUGGCGAUCUCCACUGUGUUGAAGUUCGGGCUGGUCGAAGGCCUGCCCGAUGACGCACCGGUGCUGCAACGUUUGCAACCGAUGCAGUCUGCGUUCAACACGGCCACGCGGGACUUCAGAAACCACAUCCGUCAGCACAGCAACAUCUUCGCGGAUACCAGCUACAAGAAACGCGAGGUGUUCGCGGCGCUCCUCAACACCGACCUGGCGAAAUGGACCAGAGACUUGGCGACGUGGCUUUUCAACUUCGAGGAGUACACCUCCCCGCCGGAGGAUUUCUCGGUUUUCCCAUCUCCCCCUGUUCCCGCGUUCGAAGGCAUCAAAGGGUUCGUCGGUGCCGGCCAAGGUGUGUUUCAGAUGCUCGCAGCCCAGGAGGACAGUCAGAAGGCGAUGAAACGUAGGUCGAGGGAGCCAUCGUCGUCCACCUCCUCUGGUUCAAAGCGGCGUAAAAGGUGGUCGAACAACUUUUGCAACCAGUUCAAGGAAAAAGGCUCGUGCUCCUUCGGCGAGGAGUGCAUCUUCAGGCAUGGCGACGACGACCCGCGUUACCGCGACGGCGGCAGCCGGUCAAGGACUUCCGGAGCGUCAUCUGGCGGCGCCGACGGCGGCGGCAACCGCCGUAGCAGUGAUGGCGGCUCGGACGGAGCUUCUUCUGCCCUCGUCGUCCGCGGGAGCGGCAACUGAGGGUACGGGCUCCGCUUCCAUGAGGCGGGGCCAACUCCUAUCUCGCGCGUAGUCAAGGAGCCGGGGAAGGGGCGAGGGUUGCAUGAACUCGCAGUUCAGGCUCUUGUGGACGCUGGCGUGGGGGGCGAGAGCAAGGAAGCCUCGCCUGGAGCGGUCGCGCUGUCAAAACAAGGUGGUGAGCUUGGGGCCCGAGGGCCGAGCGAUAUGCUCGUCUGUGCUGGCUACCAGCUCGUCCGUGGAGCUCUUGCGAGCUCGUCUGAGCGAACUUACUUGGGAUUUUUUGGAGCCUGGGUAGAGUUUCGCCGGAACGUGGUGCGGAAACCGGUGUUUAUUGUUGGGGGCCAGGACACGGAGGUGGUGGUGUCGCAAUUGCUAGAGUAUGUUACGUAUGCAGCUCUCGUGUCCGGCCUGCACCAUGCCACCGUCGCUUCCCACUUAUCCGCUGUUAAGUUUUUCCACCGUGUAGCCCGCCAGGGGGAGCUGGAGACGAGGCAUCCGCUCAUCCUGAACGCCCUCAAAGGGGCGGCGAGGGUCAUAGCGGCCGCCGGGCCGGGUGCGCGCGUUCGUCGCCCGAUGUCGUGGGGGACGCUCAAGGCCGGGGCGUCUCUAGUUUAUCGAUGGGGCGUGGGUGGACGAGUGCUCUAUUUGUCUUUGUGUACGUCGUUUUUCUUUCUAAUGCGUGCGAGCGAGAUGUUCGCAGUCUCACGAUCCGCGAUGCAUGCGGAACACGGGCUGCGCCGGGGUGACGUUGCGUUUUUUCUGUCGUCGGAGCAGUUGCCACUUGAACGGUGGCAUUUAGCGGAUCGAAUAGAAGUACGUUUUCGUUCGUCGAAGGCAGAUCAGUUCAGGAAGGGGUCCGUGGUGACCAGGGUUCGUACUGGCCCGCCUCGUUCGGUCGAGAAUGGGGGCGGUGCCGUUGACGCUCUCGUGGAACUCCUUUUGUCUCAUCCGUUUCUGCCCUCUCAUGCCCCGUUAGUCGCAUUCAGUACAGGUGGUGAAACCUGGUCGAUGUGGACGAAGCACCAGGCCACCGCAGCGCUCCGCCAAGUAGUGUCGUUGGCGGGCCUGCAACCCGAAGAGUACGCGUUGCAUUCCCUAAGGAUUGGGGGCGCCACAUACUUGUCGGCGGGGGGGGCAUCACCGGAAGUGUUGAGGAGAGAGGGAAGAUGGGCCGGAGAACAUGGAUAUCGGCCUUACGUCCGCAGUCACGGUAGAGACGCAGCGUGGGUGUCAGAUGUAUUGGCUACCGAUUGCGAUACGGUGAGACAACCGGGGCAGGGAACGAAAUGGGGGGACGUGAGUCCAAAGAAAGAUGAGAAAGGAUAGAGUGUCAAGGAGACAUAUGUUCGGUAAAGCGGUCCUUUGUUAGUGCAUUCGAGCUGUUGGAAAAAGGGAGUGUGGUGGUAAGAGUGAAGUCCCAUCAGCGCCUAGCCAGCCGUCGUAUGGUGUGGGGGCAGGCAAUCGUGUCGAGUGCCUGGUGGUACGCCAUCUGGCUAGAUUCGUUGAUGGUCGAUUCGGGCUCGUACGUGAAGUUCGCCCGAAUGAGUGUUCACUCUCUCAUUCCCCCCCCCCUGAUGCCAGGCGGGGGCAUGUAUGUACUUAAUCCAACUAUUCGAAAGCAUCUGAACAAAGCGAAAGAUUACUGAGUCAGAGACGUAGAAAUCUGCGUUUUGUGAAGGCGGAAGAAUAGUCCCCAGCCAAUCAGAGUGUCGCACGGGAUGCCCGGAAUAAAGUGUGUGUGGAAGCGAGGAGUGUCACUUGUGUUCCGAACGCGUCGAGAAAAGGGAUCGAGGCGUCCGGCGUUUUUUGUCCGUGCGACAGUCGGUGGGGUAUUCUGCAGCGUAUUCUGUUUUUUUCACCCGCCCGCCCGUGCUUUUGAGGGUGGUAGUAGGAGGGAGAGCAGAUUCUUAGCGCGGGCAUUCGUAAGGUAGUUGCCUGGGCUAAGUGUACCCGGUGUCCUUUUUCCGCGAAGCCCGGGUACAGGGUAGUACGAGUUGCGCCAAGUAAUUUUCGAGCGUGUUCCUAUGUGCGGUGGGCUGUUAGUCUCCGCAGCCCCGGUUACCGGAACGCACGUACCAGGUUUCGGGCGCGGUAUAGUCCGCAGCCCUGUUAAGUGUGUUUAUCGCGUAUGAGCUUGGCAGAGUAAGGGCGCACCUCGGAAAGUCGUUUGGGCGUACACAUUGUAUGAAUAUUUCUUACGUGCGUUGUCGUUCGGCAUCUUGUUAACAAUGCCCGAACCGUAUACGUUUGGUGGACCUGCAAUGUGUUUACGCUAGUGUGGGGGAAUCGUUCGCCUAUGCUGUGGCGAUCUAGAGAGAGUGUGGAAUGUUAGCUGGGACUGGGGCAGGCAAUCGUGUCGAGUGCCUGGUGGUACGCCAUCUGGCUAGAUUCGUUGAUGGUCGAUUCGGGCUCGUACGUGAAGUUCGCCCGAAUGAGUGUUCACUCUCUCAUUCCCCCCCCCCUGAUGCCAGGCGGGGGCAUGUAUGUACUUAAUCCAACUAUUCGAAAGCAUCUGAACAAACGGCAUAAUUCA
Messenger RNA from Ectocarpus sp. CCAP 1310/34, 3888 nucleotides. The record is from the annotation of a GenBank genome assembly. NCBI's taxonomy places the organism in Eukaryota, Phaeophyceae, Ectocarpales, Ectocarpaceae.